Messenger RNA from Dentiscutata erythropus, 1046 nucleotides. The record is from the annotation of a GenBank genome assembly. NCBI's taxonomy places the organism in Eukaryota, Fungi, Glomeromycota, Glomeromycetes, Diversisporales, Gigasporaceae.
AUCACAAACUCACCAAUGAGACAAGUCUCGAAAAGCUUAGCCAAUAUGCGCCGGAAAUACUUGAGCUCUUAACAACUGGCACACCACUAGUAGAUAAAGAGAAAAGACGCCAGGCCCGUAAUUGUCUUCAAAAAGGGUAUAAAUUUAGCAAAGAACAAGCAUUUGCAUUAAUUCCUCACGAGAGAAUUGGGAGAAGUAAAAGCCAAGUAAUCUCCAAAGAAGGAGAGGAUGUGGAUAUAUGCUUAGUAUCUGAUACCACUCUAGAAGGGGAGACUAUCAAACAAACGGCUCAGCGUAUUAUAAAAGAUAAACUUAGUGAAAAAGAUGUAAAGGCUUCGAAGAGAAUUACGGCCCCUCAACGCUUCAGAAAAAUAAUUUCUGCUAUAUUGAAUCCAGAGGUAACUAGGUUAUCUAAUAAAGUUCAAAAGGAGCAUAGCGAGCAAUACGAAAAUGAAGGAAUUGAUUUUCCAGACCACUUCUCGUUAGAAUUGGUCAAGAAAAGAUUGGAUAAGUAUAAUGUAUCAAAUAUACCUAACAAACAGGCCCUAGCUGAUGUAAUGAUAAUGCUCUGCAUUCGUCUAGCUGAAAUUAAAAACUUGCGUAUAUCUAAUGGGACUGUAACUGGAUAUGCAAAAAACCAAGGUCAACAAGAUAUUCUUCGAGUGUUUAGAUCACUAGAAAAGAAUGAGGAGCAGGCUAAGCAACUUCUUACUUGGAUUCAGGAUAAUAUUUGUUCUGGACAGUUAAAGGACCCAGAAAAACUUAGAUCUACGUACUUAAGUACAUUUCUGAAAAAAGAUGAAUUUAUUCCUGAAAGUGGUGAACCACUACUUCCUAGCUCUUUACGAAAAUUAGGGGCAGUGUUCACUUCUGUAGCACAUGGGCCUAAAAAUGCAUCAAAAGCUAACACUUAUGCCAGUGAAGCCCUUCAGCAUUCACCUGAUAACCAUGCUUCUCCAUCUAAGAGAUACACUAUAAUUAACAUGCAAAAAAGAGGAGAACCGUAUAAUCAAGCAAGACCAUUCUUUAUCGAAGAUGAAAGCUAA